UUUGUUUAAAAUAAAACUGACGCAUGGCGGAAAUUCCAAUGCCGAUGCUUCUUCAACAACUUCUUCAACUGCCCCUUGAAACCAUCACGGAUAUUGUCUCACCGCAUCGAACGAGAAGUUAAUCGAACUUCGUAUCUUUCCGCGGUUCUCGGAAGGUAAACAUGAUCAGGAUGAUCUGAAUCUUAUUCUUUCUCCGUCUCUUUGAUUGAUUUCACAGUGUUAAUGCAUGGAGUUUCCACUCGCGCGUUACCAGGGCAUACCUUUGGAUCAGAUUCAGAACAGUUGUAGUGGUAGUGGCUUUCCUUUUCUGUAUUCUAAUCCCAAGGAUUUCUAUUUGUCGCGACAUUAUCUGCUCUCUGGGUACGGAUUAUCGCUCUGUCGGAAGAAAUGGAAGAACCCAUUUGGGAGAAUCAUGUGUUCUUCUUCUUUAGUUGAACAGCUGAAACCCAAACCCAAACCCAUACCCAAGCCGAAGCCGAAACGAGAAUCGGAUAGAGUUGACGCGGAAGAGGUUGAACAUCCAGUUUUGGAGGAUGCCCAGAUCAGGAAAUCUAGUUUGAGGAUCUGUAGUCAGAUAGAGAAGUUAGUGUUGUGUAACAGAUUCAGGGAGGCGUUUGAAUUGUUUGAGAUUUUGGAGAUACGAGGUUGUCUCCAGAUCGAUGUUAGAACUUAUGAUGCAUUGGUGACGGCAUGUAUCGGAUUGAGAUCCAUUCGAUGUGUCCAAAGGGUUUUCGAAUAUAUGAUAAACAGUGGGUUUGAGCCGGAUCAACCCAUGAUGAACAGGAUCCUGUUGAUGCAUGUGAAAUGUGGGAUGAUGAUUGAAGCUCGUAGAUUGUUCGAUGAAAUGCCCGAAAGAAACUUGGUCUCCUUCAACAACAUUAUUGUGGGUUUAGUUGGGUUUGGUAAUUAUCUAGAGGCUUUCCGACUGUUUCAGAUGAUGUGGGAGGAGUUUUCCGAGUGCGAUCCCCGGACAUUUGCGAUGAUGUUUAGUGCAGCGGCUGGGUUAGGGUCUGUCCAUGCUGGGAAACAGUUACAUGCUUGUGUAGUGAAAACGGGAGUUGGUGAUGAUACUUUUGUCUCAUGUGCAUUGAUCGAUAUGUAUGGUAAGUGCGGGUGCAUUGAGGAUGCUCAACAUGUUUUUGAUGAUAUGCCCGAGAAAACUACUGUUGGUUGGAACAACCUUGUAAAAGGUUAUGCUCUCCAUGGUUAUAGCGAAGAAGCUCUGUGUUUGUUGUAUGAGAUGCGGGAUUCUGGUGCUUGUAUGGAUCCGUUUACUUUUUCCAUAGUGGUAGGAAUUUGUACGAGGUUGGCUAAGCUUGAGCUCACUAAGCAAGCUCAUGCAAGCUUAAUUCGUCGUGGGUUUGGAUCAGAUUUGGUGUUAAAUUCGGCUCUUAUGGAUUUCUAUAGCAAAUGGGGUAGAGUAGAUGCUGCAAGAAAUGUUUUUGAUAAAAUGCCAUACAAGAAUCUAAUUUCGUGGAAUACUUUGAUGUUCGGAUACGCACAUCAUGGUAGAGGAGCCAAAGCUGUCAAAUUGUUCGAGAAGAUGCUUACCGAGAGAGUAGCUCCAAACCACGUUACAUUCCUUGCAGUUUUAUCGGCUUGUGCCAAUUCAGGUUCAUUCGAACUUGGUUGGGAUAUUUUUCAAUCAAUGAUGGAGGAUCAUAAGAUCAAACCUAGGGCAAUGCACUUUGCAUGCAUGAUCGAGCUGUUGGGCAGAGAAGGUUUAUUAGAUGAAGCCUUUGCUUUGAUCAGAAGGGCUCCUUUCAAACCCACGACUAAUAUGUGGGCUGCUCUGUUAGACGCAUGUAGAGCACUCGGUAACAUAGAGCUCGGCAGAUUGGCUGCUGAAAAACUAUAUGGAAUGGGGCCCGAGAAGCUCGGAAAUUAUGUUGUAUUGUUGAAUUUAUACAACAGUACCGGCAAGAUAGAGGAAGCGGCAGGAGUUCUGAAGACAUUGAGGAAUAAAGGUUUGACAAUUAUGCCGGCUUGUAGUUGGGUCGAGGUCAGAGAUCAGACACAUUGUUUUCUUUCGGGAGACGGGUGUGAUGUGUAUGGUGAGACAGUGAAAAGGCAAAUAUACCAGAAACUCGAUGAUCUAAUGGAAGAAAUUUAUGAAAACGGGUACUUACCAGACGAAGAAAAAACCCUUUUCCCGGAUGUGGAUGAGAACGAAGAACGGGUCUUGAGAUAUCACAGCGAGAAACUGGCGCUAGCAUACGGGUUGAUCAACACGCCCGGGUGGAAACCAUUGCAGAUAACUCAGAACCAUAGGAUGUGCAAUGAUUGCCAUAAGAUGGUGAAGUAUGUAUCUUUUGUGACCAGAAGAGAGAUUGUGGUUAGAGAUGCAAGUAAGUUUCACCAUUUCAAAGAAGGCCAGUGUUCUUGUGGUGGUUAUUGGUAAAUAGGAUGGUGUAGAAUUUGGUUUGCUCAUUCGAGCAAGGUAUGAUAAGGCUGAACCGGACUGGUUUUGUUUGGUUUAGAUAAACCGGUUAUACAUAUAGAGAGAGAGAUUCCGGUAUAAAACUUUUUGUUAGAUUUUCUCAUGAUUGAAAAUAAACAUACGAGGGAUGUUACAUGAAGGUUAUCGAAUAGUGAAUGGAUGAUUCUCUUUUCA
This is a messenger RNA of Tarenaya hassleriana, 2614 nucleotides long. RefSeq names its product pentatricopeptide repeat-containing protein At5g50390, chloroplastic. The transcript has 2 exons. Gene Ontology annotation, biological process: RNA modification. Bases 227 to 2401 code for a protein of 724 amino acids. Gene Ontology annotation, molecular function: protein binding; RNA binding; zinc ion binding. NCBI's taxonomy places the organism in Eukaryota, Viridiplantae, Streptophyta, Magnoliopsida, Brassicales, Cleomaceae. The record is from RefSeq and is a predicted model, not a curated record.